Messenger RNA from Mytilus californianus (California mussel), 2333 nucleotides. Its product is annotated as major facilitator superfamily domain-containing protein 6-A-like. The record is from RefSeq and is a predicted model, not a curated record. Gene Ontology annotation, cellular component: membrane. Bases 37 to 2037 code for a protein of 666 amino acids. The transcript is spliced from 4 exons. NCBI's taxonomy places the organism in Eukaryota, Metazoa, Mollusca, Bivalvia, Mytilida, Mytilidae. Gene Ontology annotation, molecular function: transmembrane transporter activity.
AAUUAUGCCAUACUUUUAUCAGCAGGAAGAAGAAACAUGACUGACUCACAAACUUCAAAAUGGUACCAUGGUAAAAUGGUAUAUCCACGUUUGUUGAGAGUAAAGGGCUUUUACUUCUUCACACUUGCUGCUGUUGGUGCUCUCUUACCGUUUAUGGCACUUUAUAUGAAAAAGAUUGGUAUGACAAAAUCACAGACUGGAAUAACUUAUGGUCUUAUGUCAUUUGUUGGGUUUUUAGUCAGACUUUUAUUUGGAGCUGUAGCAGGCAAAUUCCAAAAACACAAACUGAUUCUAGUUCUAUGUUGCAUUCUAACAGGGUUGUGCUUUAAUCUUAUGAUAUUAAUUCCAUCGAAACAUACUGAACAUACAAAAGUGACAACUGAAAUUAUGUGUAGUCAAGGAGAUUCAUUUUUACGAGAUUGUUACCAUGUCAACAAAAGUAUAAACAUGGAAGCAUGCCCCAUAUCAUUCCAUACCUAUGUUACUAAAGCCAAAGAGAUUAUUAGUGAGAAAUCCUUUGUCACAAAGGUUGUGAACUCAAUCAGCAGUAAUAAUGUGCCAUAUAUUAUCAGCACCAUGCCAAAUGAACAAAAUGUGGCAACAAAGUCUAAACUUUCAUGUAGUUUGAAAUGUAAUUAUAAGAUAUCACCAGAAUUGCCUCAAAAAGUAUGUUUCACUAAUGCAACAGGCACAUAUGAUAUUGCUUAUUGCUACAGUGUGAAUUUAAAUGUUGAAAAAUGGGAAUCUCAUAUCAGUUUUAAAAUUCCAGAUCUUGGAUAUUUGUUAAACAAAGAAGUUAUAUCCAAUAGAAUUAAAACAGAUGACCAAAUUUGUAGGACUUUUGUUUUGAAGGAUGUAGUGUACAAAGGUCAAGAGUACUGGCAGAUGUUGUGUAGUGAUGUCACAAAAUUCGUGUGUGACCUUGAAUGUAGCCAUGUUGACACAUGUACUCAUAAAGUAGCAGAGGAUCUAAGUCAAACAUCAUUUUGGUUUUAUUUCGUACUGCUUUUACUGGGAAAUAUUUUAUUUGCUCCCAUAAUGAGUUUGAAAGAUGCAAUAUUGAAUGAAAGUUUUGGAGCUGAAAAAAGGCACAAAUGGGGUAAACAGAGAUUGUGGGGAACAGUUGGAUUUGCUAUGUUUGCUAUUGUUUCAACUUUAAGCAUUGAUGCACUUUCAAAAACCAGCAUGAAUAGUUUCAGUGUAGCAUUUUUUUUGUUUAGUGCCUUAAACCUGGCAACAGCUUUCAUUUCUUGUGUUAUGAAAAUUUCACACAACCUUGCCUGUGACCAGUUGCCGAAAGGAACAAUAUCUCUGCUACGUGAACCUAGAACUGCAGUAUUUCUUCUAGUUGUGUUUUACUUUGGAUUUUUAACAGGUGCAAUAGAGACAUUUCUCUACUGGUUUUUAGAAGAGGAACUUGGAAACAAACUGAAAAUUAUUCCAGGGUUAUGCUCAUUAAUAGCUUGUUCAGCAGAAAUACCGUUAUUGUAUGUGUCAGGUUUUUUUAUAAAAAAGAUUGGACAUAUUAAUUGUUUAUAUGUUGUUUUCAUUGCAUAUGCUGCAAGGUUUAUAAUUUAUUCCUUCCUUACAAAUGCAUGGUCUGUUUUACCAGUGGAAAUGUUACAUGGUAUAACAUUUGGAAUCAUGUGGGCUACAGCAACAUCAUAUUGCAGCAUACUUACACCUCCAGGAAUGUCAGGAACUAUCCAAGGACUACUGAGUGGGAUCCAUUUUGGAUUUGGAAAAGGGGUUGGUAGUGUGAUGACUGGUCAGUUGUACUCACAGAUUGGUAUACGAUGGACAUUUCGUGUAUAUGGAAUAUCAUCAUUUGUACUCCUUAUCUUGUAUGGGCUGGUGAACAUAUUUGUGUUUAAAGAGUAUGGAUGUCCAGAAGGGCCUGUUGAAAAAAAUGAAGAAGUUGAAUUGAAAAUUGGAGGAGAAGGAGCAGAAUAUCGUCUCCUUGACAACAAGACAACAGAGCAGAAUGAUAAACAUGCUGACUUUCAUGAUGAACAAGAAACAGAUAAGACAGUUUAAGAACAGAUGAAAUUUAUAGUUAUUUGCAAAAAUAUGAAAAUGCAUUUACUGUAUCUUAUUCAGUGUAGGGUAGAGAUUGUCAUUUAAGCAACUUGCAAAAGAUUGUCGGUUCAUUUUUUAGAACAGCCAAGACAGUCAGGUGGUAGCAUAUGAAAAUAAGAAGAUGUGGUAUUCUUGGCAAUGAGACAAGUAUUCACCAUAAUCCAAAUAAGGCUGAUGCAAGCAAUUUUAGAAAACUGAGCUUUUAACAAUGCAUUAGUUCCAUACCAUAUGGUCAGCUAUAAAAGUCCCUAAGG